AUGACUCCUUUCAAUUUUACAGAGAUGAAAAAGAGUUUGCCAGCAAACUCUCAAAAGCAAGCUGCAUCGUUCCCAAAUACUCCGUCAGUUCUCGGACAACUUUAUACUCGACCAGCAGACAAUUCCUUUUUAAAUAUACCAUCAAUUGUCACAUCACCUUCCAUACCAACCGACUCUUUUUCAAUAUUUCCAAUGUCACACGAUUCUAUGAAAAAUCAAAUCCCACAGGCAAUUUCAGCUCCUGUCACUCCUACCGACAUCUCUACACCUGGAUUUGACGGAAAAUCGAGUGGUUCAAAAAGUAAUAGUAAUUUAGCGCAUAUUCCAUGCAAAUUCUUCAAAAGUGGUGCCUGCACAGCUGGAAAAAAUUGUGUCUUUUCACAUGACAAAAAUUCAUCAGCGGACAAUUAUGUUUGUAAAUACUUUCUUAAAGGAAAUUGCAAAUUUGGAAAUAAAUGCGCUCUAUCUCACACACCAAGUGAUCGUAAACUCAGCAACGGUCGAUCUAUUACUAAUAGUGGCAACAAUAAUAAAAAUGGUCUUAAUGGUCAAAGAGUUAUCAGUGGAAGCAUUCCAGAAAUUAGAUCUCCUAUGAUGCAUCCUCAAUUAUUUGCCAGUGUGCAUGAUCAAAAUGAUUUUCCUCCAAUGAGCUCCCCAGUGGGUAGUGGUGGUGCUGCAUUCUCUCGUAUACCAAUUAGUCCAAACACUGAUUUCAUGAGUAAUCGACAAUACAGUCAUCUUACCGCUUCUCUGAAUGAUCAGCCGUUCUCUCCUGAUGAGACCACGCAAGAUUUGAGGAUUAGUGGUUUUUCACCUUCAUUUGGAGGCGAUCAUUUGUCUGCUCCAAUUCAGAUUCAUAACCCUCGAAGAUCUUUGCCGAAUAUUUUUUAUCAAGGAUCAGAUCAUUUUGGAACUUCGCCAUUCCAUCCAAAUAGCUCCAAGUCCUCGUUUUUACCUGGUGGCACAUCUUAUGGAAGUGACAGUGGGAUGUUAUCGCCGACUAGUAAUGCACCUCAACUUCAAAGUAUUCCAGAGAUACAAGAUUUACGAAAUAAUGAUGACAUAAUGGAUGAAGUUGAGAUCUUUGAAUAUGAUGAAGAUUUUCUUCCUUCCUCGUUGAAUGAUUUGCUUACUGACCGAGAAAGACGUCGCAGUCGUCAAGACGAUGUGUUUGAUAAUCCACGACGCUGGUUAAAUGGAGCUUCUACAUUGUUUCAAUUACCUCUGAAUGGUUCGGAUCAAUAUAUAAAUAGUAACAAUAAUAAUAUUAACAAUAUUAAUAAUAUUAAUAAUAUUAAUAAUAAUAAUACUAAUAUUAAUAAUAUUGAUCCGUCUCAUAUGCAUCCAUUUGCAGCGAGAUCAUUGCCUUAUGCUAUGGCCUCCUUCUCUAAUUUCACAUUUGAACCACCACACGCAACGCCUGCCAUAAACAUUCCUCCCUCACAUGACAUCAAAACCAUUGAUAAUGCAAUGAUGGCCAAUAUUGAUUAUAAGCGGACGCCACUUUCUUAUUCUGCUAUUACUAAAGCCGGCUUAAAAGAUUCUGGUAUUACUCCUGGAAUUAGUAUUGACUCUAGACAUUCUGAGCCGCUAUGCCCGUUUGGUAUUGCUGGAAAUUGUCGAUAUGGCGACCGUUGUCAUUAUUUGCAUGGAACGCUUUGUCCUUCUUGCUUGAAAUUUGUCUUACAUCCAUAUAAAUCUGCGCAAGAAAAUCAAGAGCAUAUCGAUGAUUGUAUAAAUAGACAAAUUAAAGUUGUUGUUGGUGUGAAACCGGAAGAAUUGGAAUGUGGUAUCUGUUUUGAAAAAGUGUUGUCCAAGGAAGAUGCACGAUUUGGUCUUUUGAAUUGUGAACACGCGUUUUGCCUUCAAUGUAUUCGACAAUGGCGAUCUAACAUCACCAUGGACAAUCAAGUGGUUCGUGGAUGCCCUAUUUGUCGAACCCCUAGUCAUUUUAUCACACCAAGUACAACUUGGAUUACGGAUCGCCAAGAAAAGCAAAGAGUGAUUAACUUGUAUAAGCGAAAGUGUGGCGAAAUUCCAUGCAAGCAUUUUAAUUACGGCGACGGUCAAUGCCAAUUCGGUACCUCUUGCUUUUACGCACACGUCUAUCGUGAUGGCACCAAAGAAGAUGUGAAUAUUCGCAAGAUUCAGAAUGGAGAGGAAGUUCGUGUAUUGGACAGUGUCCGAUUAUGGGAUUUCAUGGAAAAUUUCGCGAAUAAGCGUGGAGCUGCUGUUAUGUCUGCUUCGACUGCUGACAAUCAGCAACAUCAUGGGACUAAUAGGAAUGUAGCAGACGAGAACAACAAUGAGAUCUCCAACACCACCUUAUCAGUAAACUCGCCAAUCUUCACACCAUCUGGCUUAACAAAUCCAAAUUCGGGCUUUACCCAAGCUUCGCAUGACGAUAAUCCUGAAGAAACGGAAGACGAUGUUCCUAAGCCCUGA
Molecule: messenger RNA, 2445 nt
Organism: Ambispora gerdemannii
Lineage: Eukaryota; Fungi; Glomeromycota; Glomeromycetes; Archaeosporales; Ambisporaceae
Source: the annotation of a GenBank genome assembly